This is a messenger RNA of Sphaerulina musiva SO2202, 1283 nucleotides long. Its product is annotated as N-terminal nucleophile aminohydrolase. The record is from RefSeq and is a predicted model, not a curated record. The transcript is spliced from 6 exons. NCBI's taxonomy places the organism in Eukaryota, Fungi, Ascomycota, Dothideomycetes, Mycosphaerellales, Mycosphaerellaceae. Gene Ontology annotation, cellular component: proteasome core complex, alpha-subunit complex; nucleus; cytosol. Gene Ontology annotation, biological process: ubiquitin-dependent protein catabolic process. The coding region runs from base 124 to 888 and encodes 254 amino acids.
CCACCAACCGCCACUACCACCGCUGUCGCCACAUAUCUCGACCCGAUUCGAUACAGCCGAGCAUACCCUUCGACCAGCGCAUCCUCCAAUCUUUAACGAAGAACUCCCCAAUCUACCGCCGUCAUGUCUGGAAGCGCGGGAUACGACCGACACAUUACCAUUUUCAGUGACCAGGGCCGUCUCUACCAAGUCGAAUACGCAUUCAAGGCCAUCACCGCAGCCAACAUCACAUCCGUCGGCGUACGAGGAAAGGACUGUGCCGUCGUCAUCUCGCAGAAGAAGGUGCCGGACAAGCUCAUCGAUCCCGCAUCCGUGUCACAUGUCUACAAGCUGUCGCCGUCAGUCGGAUGUGUCAUGACUGGCUCAAUAGCAGAUGCGCGCGCUUCGGUGAACCGUGCAAGAGGCGAGGCGGCAGAGUUUCGAUACAAGAAUGGCUACGAGAUGCCCUGUGACGUGCUGGCGAAGCGCAUCGCCAAUAUAUCGCAAGUCUACACACAGCGCGCAUACAUGAGACCGCUGGGUGUCGCAAUGACACUCAUCUCCGUCGACGAGGAGUUCGGUCCCCAGCUGUACAAGUGCGAUCCUGCUGGAUACUAUGUUGGGUACAAGGCGACUGCCUCCGGGCCCAAAGCUCAAGAAGCGCUAAAUUUCCUCGAGAAGAAGCUGAAGAACAAGGAACAUGCCGAGGGCAGCUGGGAUGAAGUCGUAGAGCUUGCCAUAUCCACGCUAAGCACUGUGCUCAGUGUUGACUUCAAGAAGGGCGAGCUGGAAAUUGGUAUUGUUGGAGGUCCAAGAAAAGACGGCAAGGAGGGCACCGAGAAGGCAUUCCGUCCACUCACAGAGGAAGAGAUUGAUGAACGCCUGCAGGCCAUAGCGGAGAAGGACUAGGCUAUGGGGCAUCUCAGCUCUAUUCCUGACACUAUACAGUGCUACGAUCAAGAUAUCACCGGAGGCGGUUGUAAAGUUCGAAUAUCAUUCGCCAGACCUCACGUCUUGCCAAAGUCGGCACGCUGCGUGGCUGUGGCAUGCGCACACGAGCUUCGGUACAGCUUUGCAAGGUUCAUUGCUUAGGCAGAAGCAAUUGCACUUGAGGCGCUGUACUAUAUCGACUUCACAUGCAAUGAACCUCAUGAAACCAUACAAACCGGCAAGCCACCAUGAGAUUGACUCUCUCGAAAUUAAAAGUCCGGCAGGACAACCCAAACCAUAUGUGCGCGCUGAGUAUAGAUGUCGCAUUGCCUUCAUAUAAGAUCCUACCGCCGUUCUACGGUAGGGCUCUUCCC